CUGCCGCUGCAGGCUGCCGGCGGCACCUGCCACGACUGCCAGAACAGAGGGACAUCAGGGACCCCAGGCCCACUCAGCUCUGUGUGAGGCGGAAACGUGGCCAGUCAGAUGGGCAGUACCAUGGAGCCCCCCGGGGGUGCAUACCUGAACCUGGAUGCCGUGAUGUCCCCUGUGGGCACAGCCCGCAUGCUGCAGCUGGCUUUUGGUUGCACCACCUUCAGCCUGGUGGCCCAUCGGGGUGGCUUCGUGGGCGUACAGGGCACCUUCUGCAUGGCCGCCUGGGGCUUCUGCUUCGCCCUCUCCGUUCUAGUGGUGGCCUGUGAGUUCACCCGGCUCCAUGGCUGCCUGCGGCUCUCCUGGGGCAACUUCACGGCGGCCUUCGCCAUGCUGGCCACCCUGCUGUGUGCCACAGCUGCAGUUGUGUACCCGCUGUACUUCACCCGGUGGGAGUGCCCGCCUGAGCCCGCCGGUUGUGCUGCCAGAGACUUCCGCCUGGCAGCCAGUGUCUUUGCCGGGUUCCUCUUCCUGGCUUAUGCCACAGAGGUGGCCCUGACACGGGCACGGCCUGGUCAGGUGGCCAGCUACAUGGCUACAGUGUCAGGGCUCCUCAAGAUUGUCCAGGCCUUCGUGGCCUGCAUCAUCUUUGGGGCGCUGGUCCAUGAUAGCCAUUACAGGCGCUACAUGGCCACCCAGUGGUGUGUAGCUGUCUAUAGUCUGUGCUUUCUGGUCACAGUAGCUGUGGUGAUCCUGAGUGUGAUGGGCCACACAGGGCGCCUGGGCUGCCCCUUUGACCGGUUGGUGGUUUUGUAUACCUUCUUGGCAGUGCUCCUGUACCUCAGCGCUGCCGUGAUCUGGCCAGUCUUCUGCUUCGACCCCAAGUACGGUGAGCCCAGACGGCCCCCCGGCUGCCCUCGGGGCAGCUGCCCCUGGGACAGCCAGCUGGUGGUGGCUAUCUUCACCUACGUCAACCUGCUUCUCUACGUGGUCGACCUUGCCUACUCCCAGAGGAUCCGCUUCGUGCCCACCCUGUAGCCUGACCAGCGGUAGCCCGCCAACCUCCUCUCCCUGGCUAGCAGCUCCAAGGUCCAUGAGGGAAACUCUGUCCCCUACAGGUGUCCUGGCCGCCCACAAGAUAAUGGCCAGCUCUCCAGACAUGGACUUGGCCACAGUUUCUGCCCUCAGGAAGAUGGGGGUGAACUUGACACCCCACAACAAGGAGACAGUACAGCACAGUGAUGUGCUCUUCCUGGCAGUAAAGCCACACAUCAUCCCCUUCAUCCUGGAUGAGAUUGGUGCCAACAUUGAGGACAGGCACAUCGUGGUGUCCUGUGCGGCUGGUGUCACCAUUAGCUCUAUCGAGAAGAAACUGUUGGCGUUUCAGCCAGCCCCCAAAGUCAUUCGCUGCAUGACCAACACCCCAGUUGUGGUGCGUGAGGGGGCUACCGUGUAUGCCACGGGCAC
Molecule: messenger RNA, 1461 nt
Organism: Carlito syrichta (Philippine tarsier)
Lineage: Eukaryota; Metazoa; Chordata; Mammalia; Primates; Tarsiidae
Gene: MYADML2
Product: myeloid associated differentiation marker like 2
Exons: 4
Coding region: 109-1032 (307 amino acids)
Cellular component (GO): membrane
Source: RefSeq, a predicted model, not a curated record